AGAACCGCAAAUCGACGUGUCUGUUAUAAACGUUAUUCAACACACAGAUUCUGUUUCUAGUCCCCAACUUCUACAGUCUCCACCGUCAGACACCGAUGGCUCCCAAACCUGCAUCCACCGCUGGCAAAGCUCCAGCCUCCACCGCUGGAAAGGCUCCUGCUGCCACCGCUUCCAAAGCCCCAUCGAAAUCCACUGAGAAGAAGGCUGGCAAGAAGACAUCCAAGGUGUCAGCGCCCGCCGACGGGGAGAAGAAGAAACGUAAGAAAGUCAGGAAGGAGACUUACUCUUCCUACAUAUACAAGGUCUUGAGACAGGUCCACCCGGACACCGGUAUCUCUAAUAAGGCCAUGUCCAUUCUGAACUCAUUCGUCAACGACAUUUUUGAACGGAUCGCGUCGGAAGCAUCCAAGCUUGCUCAAUACUCUAAGAAAUCCACCAUCUCUUCCCGUGAAAUCCAAACCUCGGUUCGUUUGAUUCUUCCCGGUGAACUUGCAAAGCACGCUAUCAGCGAAGGAACCAAAUCUGUCACUAAAUUCUCUUCGGCUACCACGACCAAGUAGUUCCGCGUCUUUCGAUGCAAGGCUCCUCGCUGUUGUACACUUAAAGCACACUAUGUAUCCACU
This is a messenger RNA of Mycena citricolor, 623 nucleotides long. Lineage: Eukaryota; Fungi; Basidiomycota; Agaricomycetes; Agaricales; Mycenaceae. The record is from the annotation of a GenBank genome assembly.